AUGGUUUCCGAAAAUCUACCCUAUCUUAAUACUGAAUAUGAUUUCAGCGGCAGGAAAUAUGACGUAGUAUUUUACGUAGAAGACAUAUCGCAUGAAUGGCAUACAACACUGAGUGAUACAUUUGUUGAAGAACUGACCAGAAAGACUGGAAAUUUCAAGAGGUUUGAUGUCUUUUGCUCUAUGUUACAAUCAGCCAUAUCCAAGCGCUCCAGUUUCCUCAAAUUGGAUUUACUGAAUUACGAAGAUCUGAGCGAAAUCAGAAAGUCUAGAGUAAUCAACGACUAUUCAGUCCCCAGUCUCCUGUCAUAG
Messenger RNA from Trichobilharzia regenti, 309 nucleotides. The record is from the annotation of a GenBank genome assembly. Lineage: Eukaryota; Metazoa; Platyhelminthes; Trematoda; Strigeidida; Schistosomatidae.